Messenger RNA from Numida meleagris (helmeted guineafowl), 1665 nucleotides. RefSeq names its product tubulointerstitial nephritis antigen (gene TINAG). Bases 152 to 1555 code for a protein of 467 amino acids. Lineage: Eukaryota; Metazoa; Chordata; Aves; Galliformes; Numididae. Gene Ontology annotation, molecular function: cysteine-type peptidase activity. Gene Ontology annotation, biological process: proteolysis. Gene Ontology annotation, cellular component: lysosome. The record is from RefSeq and is a predicted model, not a curated record. The transcript is spliced from 12 exons.
GCUUGCUCCAGCUUCUCACUGCUGCUGCUUCCCUUCUUCGUUCUAUACCAUGUGGAGCUCCCCAUCAGCAGGCUUGGCGCUGGAUCCAGGACUGUAAAUGGACUGUUAUUGAAGCACAAAGAGCCUUAAAAAGGUGGAUAGAGGCAGAAGAAUGUGGCUCAAAAGUCAGAUCUUGCUCUUAUAUUGCAUUGCAAGUGAAGUUUGGAUGGCAGAGCGGCUUGACGCUAGAAGAAAUUUGACCGAGGAACUUUAUUCUCUUGAAGACAGUGGUUCUGCAAAGUGGAACAGGCUGAAAAGGAGUCUGUAUCAGGGCAAGUCGUGCAGGAUACGAGGCUGCUGCACAGGAAGGAAUGAUGACUGCAGCUUUAACAUUGCCUCCAGAGCAGCUAUAUGUUACUGUGACCAGUUCUGUGCCUCAGGUCCCCCUGGCCCCAUAGACUGUUGUGCUGACUACUGGGAUGUCUGUGAAAACACCGUUGAGCCCACCAGGUCUGAUGAGCCUUGGCCACCUCCAGCAUCAGGUUGUUAUAAAGAUGGCCGAUAUUAUGGAGAAGGAACAAUAAUUAAAGACAACUGCAAUUCCUGCAAAUGCGUCCAAAGUAACUGGAAGUGUUCAAAUGAAGUAUGUCUUGUUCGCCCAGACUUGAUUCACCACAUCAAUUCUGGAGAUUACGGAUGGAAAGCUGACAACUAUACUCAGUUCUGGGGCAUGACACUGGAAGAAGGUUUCAGAAAGCGCUUGGGCACAUUACCUCCGUCUCAUUUCUUGCUGAACAUGAAAGCAAUUCCAGGGAGCUCACUGCCAGAAGAAAAAUUUCCUGAGUUUUUUGCAGCCACCUACGCAUGGCCUGACUGGAUUCAUGAUCCUUUGGACCAGCGAAACUGUGGAGCAUCCUGGGCAUUUUCAACUGCAAGUGUUGCAGCAGAUAGAAUAACAAUUCAUUCUGAUGGUCAAAUCACAGACAACCUUUCUGUUCAGAACUUGAUCUCUUGUGAUACCAGGAAUCAACAUGGAUGUAAUGGUGGCAGUAUUGAUGGUGCUUGGAGAUAUUUGGAAACGCAUGGGGUCGUAUCCUAUGCCUGCUAUCCAUCAUUUUGGAAGCAUCACCUGGAUUCACCAAGUGAAAAUCACUGUUAUGUGUCCAGUGAAUAUGGAAAAAACCACACAAAUGGGCCUUGUCCCAAUGCUUUGGAAGAUUCCAAUCGGUUAUAUCGCUGCGGCUCUCACUACAGGGUCUCCUCAAAAGAAACUGAUAUAAUGGAAGAAAUCAUGGCCAAAGGACCUGUGCAAGCUGUAAUGAAAGUGUAUGAAGAUUUUUUCCUUUACAAAGAAGGAAUCUAUAGACACUCCUACGAAGCAGGAUCCAAAUGGAAAACUCACUCAGUGAAACUCCUUGGGUGGGGAUCAUUACCUGGCAAAAAUGGUCAAAAACAGAAGUUCUGGAUUGCUGCAAAUUCAUGGGGAAAAUACUGGGGAGAAAAUGGCUAUUUUAGGAUUCUACGUGGACAAAAUGAAUGUGAUAUUGAGAAGCUGAUUUUAACUACUCUGGGAUAGCCACUGCCUUUUACCUAAAGUAUUUUACUGUAUGCUGCUUUGUGUAUCUAUUCUUCCAUUCUUGUACGUCAAGUCUUACUAAGAAAUAAAAAUUUCUUCUCUGUGUGUUA